Molecule: messenger RNA, 1098 nt
Organism: Neolamprologus brichardi
Lineage: Eukaryota; Metazoa; Chordata; Actinopteri; Cichliformes; Cichlidae
Source: RefSeq, a predicted model, not a curated record
AUGGAGAGCCAGAGUCAGGUUUUGGAAAGGCUGCGCACAGCGUUUGAAUCGGGUGUUACAAUACCGGAGAAGUUUCGCAGGACACAGCUGACCAACCUAAUGACCAUGAUCAAAGACAACGAGGAGCAGAUUGUAAACGCGCUGCACAAAGACCUCACAAAGCCAAAAUUUGAGGCCAUCCUGUCUGAGGUUGAAAUAGUGAUGAACGAGCUCCAUUGUGCCCUCGGUAACCUCACAAGCUGGAUGCAGCCGGAGUAUGUGAGCAAAAACUUGUCUUUUUCCUGCAGAGAGAAAUUCCUGGCACCUCCCAGAGAGAUUUCAGGCAGUGCCAAAGGAAAUUCACCACUGCAGAAUGAUGAGAAUGAAUGUAGCAACUUCACUCUGAACGCCACAAAGCUUGAUGAAUGUUUUGUACGGAAGGAGCCUUUAGGAGUUGUGUUGAUCAUCGGGCCGUGGAACUACCCCAUGCAACUUCUCAUCGUACCCUUGAUUGGAGCCAUUGCUGCAGGAAACUGUGCGGUCAUCAAGCCCUCCGAAGUCAGCGCCGCCACAGACAAUCUGAUAAUGGAGCUCAUCCCCAAAUAUCUGUCUAAGGACUGUUAUGCAGUUGUUAGCGGUGGAGCAAAGGAGACCCAAGCCCUUCUGACGAAUCGAUUUGACCACAUUUUCUACACAGGUUCCCAGGCUGUGGCACGCGUUGUCCUCCAGGCUGCUGCAGUCCACUUGACCCCAGUGACCUUGGAGCUGGGAGGCAAGUGCCCCUGCUUAAUAUAUGGUCGGGUGAAUGCCACUGCUGCUGCUCACCGCUUGGUGUGGUCCAAGUUUUUCAAUGCUGGCCAGAGCUGUGUGGCACCGGAUUACGUUCUGUGCUCGAAAGCCACUUGUGAUGCCCUUGUGCCUGCGUUGCGCCAGGUCCUGGAGGACUUCUACGGCAGUGACAUUCAGAAGAGCCCCGAUAUGUCACGCAUUGUAACACCUAAACACUGGACUCGUCUGAUGGGACUGCUCAACAGGACCAAGGGCAAGGUCGUUGUGGGAGGAGAGCAUGACGAGAAGGAUAGGUACAUAGCUCUGACCCGUUGGGGCGUGGACAAGUAA